Bombina bombina (fire-bellied toad) is the source of this 8569-nucleotide messenger RNA. It is a transcript of the gene CSPG4, whose product is annotated as chondroitin sulfate proteoglycan 4. The record is from RefSeq and is a predicted model, not a curated record. The transcript is spliced from 10 exons. The coding region runs from base 37 to 7233 and encodes 2398 amino acids. NCBI's taxonomy places the organism in Eukaryota, Metazoa, Chordata, Amphibia, Anura, Bombinatoridae.
AAUGUGAGUAACUUGCACACUAAAGUCUGUGUCUGUAUGAGCAGUAGCUGUAGUACGAUGGCUGGAGGACACUGGCUGCUGCAGAUCCUGCUGCUUCUGGCGGUUACCCUGCACAACAAGGGGACUAGAGGACAGAUCAGCUUUGAAAGCAGCUGGCACUCAAGGCUACAGUUAACAUUCACAACUUCUCAGAGCACUGGGCUCCUUUUCCUGGCAGAUGGAGAGACACAAUACUUGAUAGUGGAACUGUUAAAUGGUACUCUAAGGGCUCGACUGGAAAGAGGUGUUGGAGAAUCCAUGCUAACAUCUUCAUCUGGACUCAGAUUAAAUAGCUUGGAAGACCACAAUGUGGAUUUGGUGGUUACAGAGACUCAAAUGGCUCUCACUUUUAAUAACUUUACCAGUUCAGUGGAUCUUCCAGGACCCCCCAAAAAGUUACACCUUAAGCAUGGCCUCUUUCUAGGUGGCAUCGGCCAAUCUAAGAUUGCUUACCUCAAUAAAGAGAUACCUAGGUUUCAUGGAUGUAUCCUAGAGGCAAAAUUUGACAAUGCAGACCUUCUCUCUAGCUCUUAUCCACUUGCAGAGUUCCAUGGAGAGCAGGAAAAUUGCCCUCUGGAAGAUAAGACUAGAUUUGCUGGGACUUUUAGUUUUCUUGGUCCACGGUCCUAUUUAAUGUUUUCUACUUGGAAUGUCAGCAACUAUGGUUCUCUUGAUUUAAUACUUAAGACAUCAAGGCCAGGUCGUGCCCCACUAAUUUACCAUUCAGGUUCUUUGAAAUCAUAUUUUUAUAUAGAAAUUGCUGGUGGUUAUUUACAUGGAACACUAGAUACAGGAGAAUCUGUUGUAACAAUUCAAAAUACGGUGUAUGUUAGUGAUAGUCAGCCACACAAAAUUCAGAUCUUAGUGGAUGAUUCAGAAUUUCAGUUGAAAGUAGAUAAUUUUGCCUCCAGGGUCCCAAUAUAUCGCCUUGGCUAUGGAUGGGAUUUACAAGGCAACCUUUAUUUAGGAGGAGUGGAUGACAUUACGCUAGCCAAAAUGAGGGAGGAUCCUCUGGGCCAUCUUUUCAUAGAUGAUAUGGAAUAUCGGUCCUUUACUGGAUGCUUCAGUGGUUUAAUGAUCAACUCAGUGAAAAUGAAAAUGCAAGAUGCUCUGACCAGCAAAGAUGUCACAGUUGGAUGCCAGGAGUAUGAGUAUGAUGACUAUACAGAAUAUGAAGAAGUCUCCACAUCAGGCCCCACCACAGCAAUUACCCUAAUGAACAGCACCACCACCCCAUUGCUUACUAGCAUUGAUAGCAUUAAGCAGCCAUGUAUCUUAAAUGCCAAAUUUCCCAAUUUGACUUCCUUGCUUAGCACUCAAACAUUGACUGUGAAAAGAGGUGGUACAUCUGUCUUGGAGUGGAGACAUAUCCAUCCUACAAUGGAACUGAGCCAAGUUGGUAUACGUCCUUCACAAGUGGUCUUUAGCGUGGUUAGCAGUGGUGAACAUGGGCAGGUAGAUCUUCAAAUUCCAGGUGCUGAUGCCAGAAGGAAGUUUACAUUGCUGGAUGUGACUAAUCACAGAGUGAGCUAUGUCCAUGAUGGAUCUCAUUCUUCUGAAGAUGAACUGAUUUUUGAGGUAUCAGUGCCAAGUGGGGUAAAAAUUUCAGAGUGUCUUAGGAAAGGCCAAAUAUAUCAUCUGCCUAUCAGUAUUUUACCUUCAUCGGCUGCUCCCAUCUUAGUGUUUCCCAAAGGGCAAACAGUGGGAAUACAGAAUCAUGGAAAGAGAAUACUAUCAACUGAUUUUAUUCAGGUCUCUGACAUGGACACACCCUGUGACCAGCUGACCAUCUACAUUAAUGAAAGUUCCCCAAAUGGCCAUGUGGAGCUGCAGUAUAAACCAGAUGGGACCAUACAUGAAUUUUCUUGCAGAGACUUAGUAGAAAGACAAGUAGUGUUUAUACACAAGUCUGGAACCCAAGCUCAACUCACACUCCAAGCAGGUGACAGGACAUCAAGAAGCUCUUCUGCUCUCCUUACAUUUUUUGCAUUUGAGCCAAAUGUCAGCAGAGUCCAUAACACAGGGCUAGUAGUUUCCCAGGGAUCUUCUGGUCUCAUCACUCCUUUAAAUUUUUCACUUAUAACUAAUGCAGAUUCCCUAGGGCUGGAGAUCUUGUACCAACUAACUUCACAUCCUAAGUUUGGGGAGGUGCAGAAAAUGGUUACAAAGGAUGAGUGGAAAAUGACAGAAAACUUCACACAAAGUGACCUUCAAAAAAGUAAAGUGAGGUACUUCAGCACAGUUUCUGAAAUGAUAGAAGAUGAGCUCAAAGAAGAACUGAUUAUUCAAGCACAGCUGGGGCAACAAAUUGUGAGCAAUCACACAUUUCUAGUCAAAGUGAAGAAUUCAAAUGAACAUAUGAUAAAAAUAAAUCCAUUAAGGGUAGGAAGGAGGCGCAAACUGAAGCUCACAAAAAAGGAACUGCAGGUUGACACAAGAGAACAAGAUAUAAACCUAGCAUCAAUCACUUAUAUGAUCCUGCAACCUCCAAGGAAAGGCAAUUUGGAACUUAAUGGACAAAGGCUUUCAGAAGGCUCCAGGUUCACCCAAGAGGAUCUGCAGAGUGGACGCCUAAGCUAUGCAUGUAUGAUCAGGAACACAAGGGAAACAGAGGACAAAUUUCUAUUUCGAGUGAUCUCUGGUAUUCAGACUUCUCUUGUGCACACAUUCAAGAUUCAGAUUGGUGCAGACCCUGAUGCCCCUCAGCUAACAAACCAGCUUUUGCAUGUGCUUGAAGGUGGAGAAGAAGCCAUCACAUCAGAUCAUCUCUUCCUAAAGAGUGGCAACAGUGUCAACUUCUUCUAUGAGGUAAUUGAUGGGCCCCAGCAUGGGAUGUUGAUUCACAAGGGAAGCGAGAGGGCUGGAGAUCUCAGGGAAGUGGAAGUAACUGAGUUCACUAAUGACGACAUACUAAUGGGGCAACUUUUUUAUCAACAUGAUGGAUCAGAAACUAUGGAAGAUGAUAUCCCAUUUGUUGCCUCUAGACAACGAGAGGGAAGUGCUUCUGAUACCAGUGGAGAAGAAGAGGAGGAAGAUGAGGAGGUGGUGAGAGGUGUUUUCAGAGUGUCUAUUCAGCCAGUCAAUGACAACCCUCCCUUGCAAGUGGUGCAAAAGGUUUUUCAUGUGGUUCGUGAUGGACAUAAAUUACUAACUACCAAUGAUAUUGCAUUCUCAGAUUCAGACUCUGGAUCAACAGAUGCACAGCUAGUGCUGGUGAGAUAUGAGGUGCCUUUUGGCAGGAUUGUCUUUGUAGAUGAUCCAUCUCUACAAGUCUUCAGAUUUACACAGGAGGAUCUUAGGAUGCAUCGUGUCCUCUAUGUCCAUAAUGGGCCUGAUCAGGGUUCCAUUCAGCUACAGGUCUCUGAUGGGCUUCACCAACUCACCACUAUUCUAGAGGUUCAAGCAUCUGAUCCAUUCAUCCAUAUUGCAAAUAUCACUGUACUGAAUGUAAAACUAGGAGAGCAGCUGAUUCUUACAGCUUCUAGUUUUGGAUUGGAAACCAAUUUGGAUGUGCGUUCAGAAGAUGAAAUCAAGUAUCAUAUCAUAUCUCAACCCAGAUGGGGACAGAUUUUAAAGGGUGGGCAACGCAUGCAUAUGUUUUCACAACAAGAUUUAGUAAAAGGAAUGGUGGUUUACAGGUAUAUUGGAGACAGAAGCUAUAAGGAUAAUUUCAGGAUCUCUGUUGAAGUUAAUCAAGUUGUGGCUGAAGGUGAUGUUGAGGUACAAGUUGGCACUACCAAUCCAGAAGUGACUCUGAAAGUGAUAAAGAAUGAGAAAGUAUACGUUUUCCAGGGUGAAGCCGCAGAGAUAAAGCAUGAGAAUCUUAUGGUAUCUGGAAAGGGCAUAUUUCCACAUGAAGUUAUAUAUACUUUAAGUGACCCUCCAUCUUUUGGAUACCUGGUUUCCAUUAGUACAGAAUUGUCUUCUGAUGGAUCUCCAAGCCUGGACUCUAUCCAUACUUUCACACAGGAGGAUAUCAAUCAGGGAAAAAUCUUGUACCUACAUUCAGCUUCUGAAAUGAUUCCUGAUCACAUGACACUACAAGUAACUGCGGAAGGUGGGAAUUUACAAGAAGUAGAGGUGUUGCUUAUGAUUUUGCCUUUCCGUGUACCCCUGGAAGUAUCAGAAUUAAGGGUUGAUGAGGGAGGAGCAGCAGCCCUGUCCACAAGCACAUUGAAGAUCCUCAAUGAAUAUUUUCUGGGACUACACCUGGAAUUUUCAGUGCUAGUAUCUCCCAGCAGAGGGUGGAUUGUCAAUGCAGACAGGGAUAAUGCAACAACAACAAGUUUUAAUUGGAAUGAGCUGGAACAAGAACAGAUAUUUUACCAUCAUGAUGGAAGUGAGACUUUAAAUGACAGUUUCAUCAUCAUGGCAAAUGCUUCAGACAUCAAUCGGCACAGCCAACCAGUGACAAUCAAUGUGAGGGUGCAGCCAGUGAACGACGAGGUGCCGUAUGUAGUUGCCAACAAGGUUUUUAACAUUCUAGAAGGCUCAAUUGCCAACCUCUCCAGCAUUUACCUGCAUACAGUCGAUCCAGACUCUGCACCUAGCGAAGUGCUAUAUUCCAUACUGCCUCCAAUCAAUGGGGAGAUUAUUUUGAGGGGAUCUACUAGUGGAGUCACAAGCUUCUCUCAGGAACAGCUGGACCAAGGACAGGUGCAAUUUAGACACAAAGGGUUGCUGGAUGGUGGCUUCUAUUUUAUUGUUUCUGAUGGAGAGAACCAGUCAAGUCAGCAUUUCUUCCACAUCCAGGCCAUUGCCCUUACAAUCAUGAUGGAGACUAUUAAGAACAUUACUAUAUGCCCACACUCUCUACAGCCAAUUACUAGCCAGCAUCUAAAGGCAGUGACAAAUGAGAGAGAAGUAUCCCCCCACGAGCUGGUUUACCACAUUGACAAACCACCUCAGAUUGGACAGAUCAUGAGAUUAGAAAGCCCAGAGGCAGUUGGGAUCACCAACUUCACUCAGUUAGAGGUUGAUUCAGGGUCAAUAUAUUAUCAGCAUAUUGCAUCUACCACCCCAUUUUGGAUGACUCAGGAUUUAUUCACUUUCCAUGUGACAUCCCUACGUACAGUAUCUACACCUCAACACCUGAAUAUUAAAGUCUCAUUCCAGGGGCCUUGUCCCCUACUUCGCACCCAGCUUUGGCGCAAUACAGGGCUCCAAGUCCUAGAAGGGGGCUUCUCACCAAUCACUCGCUCCAUAUUGGAUGCUUCUAACCUCUUGGCAAACCUUAGCUCAUCCAACUACUCCUCCCAUGAUGUUGUCUUCUUAAUUACCAGCAUCCCUUCCUAUGGCCAUCUCUCUCUCAACGGUGCCCCGCUCAACCCAGAGCUCCCUCAUUUUAGGCAGUCUCACCUCGAGCAAGGAAGCCUCCUCUACACACACAAAGGGCCUGAGAUCCAUGAGGACAGUUUCCACUUUAAAGCCUUGCUGUGGCCCAAGUCUGAGGUCUUUCAUGAAUUCCCUCAAGAUUCCACUAUCUUUGUAAUUUCAGAGGCUCUUAAUAUAACCAUUAUUAGUGUACCCAAAUUGCCUCCUCAGAUUUCCCCACCUAGAGCACAUAUACAGGUAAAGCCUGGAUCCUUUAUUACCCUCACUACUGACCACUUGUUUGUAACAGCCCCUCAUAUUUCCCCAGAGAAGAUAGUUUAUACCCUUGUAAGUAUGCCACAUGGCAUCUCACUGGCACUUAAGAACAACCAAUCUGUUCCUAUAUCUAAAUUUACACAAGAAGAUCUUGUCAAGUUGCAGCUCAUCAUCUUAGCCAACUUUACUGCAGCUUCAGGGCCCAUUCAGAUGAACAUUACUGCUGGCCCUCAAUCUACUGCUCUAGAAUCACUUCCAGUGAAAGUGACCACUAUUCACAACACUAUCCUGGAGGUCCCACAAGCAUCAGGAAAGUCAGUGUUGACACUAAGGAACAUUCCAUUAAGUGUGGAAAGUACAGAGCAAGAUGUUUUGUAUAAGGUGACUAAGCUACCCAAUCAUGGUCAGUUAAUGGUAGGGCAGGUACCCGUUACAGAGUUUCUGGGACGGCAGGUAGAAGCCGGAGAAGUGUCCUAUAUUUUCACCCAUUUUUCCUCCUCCAGAGAUGAAUUUGAGUAUCUGGCCCAUUCCAGUACAGGAGAGGAAGCAAUGGGCUCUGUAACAGUGUUUGUUUCAGCCAUGGUAAAGUUAGGAGAUAAGGAACAGUGGCCAAGAGGGUGCACAGUGAAGCUAAGAACAGAUGUUCUAGAUGCAAGUGAGUUAGCCUCGCACACACAGAGUGUUCCAGAGUUCAAAGUUCUACGUCAACCCAGAGGAGGACGGCUAGUGAAGUUUCCCAGAAUAGGUGGUAAGCAAGAGGGAAUAAGCAUUAAUGGGUUUACUCAAAGUGACCUGGAAAAGGGGCUGAUUGGAGUAGAACUGUGGGAAGAUGGUCUCGAUGGAGCUGACAUGAGAGGGGAAAGGUUUCACUUGGAACUCAGUGCUAAGCAGGUGCCCUCUGCAAACAUUACAGUGAGAUUUUUUACAAUACCUUACAACUCCUCCUAUCCCUAUAGUGCUACAUUGCUUAGAUUCCCCACGCUAUUAGAAACAUCCUCACAUUUAAAACCAACAACCAGUCCGACUUCCUCUAAAAGUUUUAAAUUUAACACAAGUCUUAUACCAACCACGGAUCUAAUAUCAACAACUAGUCUACUGUCUACAUUAAGGAUUGAACCACAUUCAAAUCCAAUUCCCCCAACAAUCCCAACAACUUCAAAUUACUCUGAUAAUAUAACAGAUUUGUUUUCUUUAACAACAGAAAAUUGGAACUCAGCAGAAAAUUUCACUUUGAACACAACUCAAGAUGUUCCAGCCAACAUCUCUUGGAGUAUGGAAGUGCCCACAUCAUCCCCCAAAGGGGGCACCUUUCUUGCUUUUAUGGGUGAACACAUGUACAGUAUUGUGCUUCCUGUCUGCUUGGUACUCUUUCUGCUUGUUGCUGGCAUUCUUUUAUUUAUCUACCUGAUGCGUCGGAAAAGGAUGGGCAGGCACCAUGUUCAGAAAGCUACUACCUGUUAUACUAAACCAGAGAAUGGUGCUGCUGAACGUCAAACCUUUCGGCCAACUCAGCAAGAUAGGGACAUUCCUCUCUGCAAUAUUGAUGGACAAAGGAGUAAUGGGGCUGGAGGACAGAAUCAACCAGGCAGUCAGUACUGGGUGUGACCCAAGAUGAAGAUCUUUCCAAGAGUGGGCACUGAACACAGCAGACUUUUUUCCAAUUGACUCAUAAUGAGGAACAAAAGUAAAAGUAGAAUCCAAUUUCUACCAACAAUUGUACUAUGCAUCAAGGUAUUGUGGACCUAUAUAAGUAAAGAAAGAAUACAAGACACAUUGCUGUUCCUUUUGUGACAUAAGGGUCCGGCUGUGCCAGAUCCUUCUAUAAAUACAGUAGAUUCUGCUACUAAAUAUCGAUGCGUUUUAGUGCUGGGACUGAUAAAUCUAUUUUCUAUGGCAUCUUUUUUUAUUAUAUCUUGUACAGAAGGUACAUGGACACAUUGGGUUAUUAUGUACCUUGUGGAUGGUGCAGUUCUUUCAUCAAGACUUGACCAGAAGGGGCUGUCCUGUUUGUUAUCUGAACAAUUCUAAGCAUGGGGUGUAAAUAAUGUAGCUGUAACUACAUCUGCCUAUAUACCUACUGUAUAGAAUAUCCCUUACCAAAUACACUUUUUCCAUGCAUGUGCAUCUUGCAUUUCUUUGUAUUUCCCAUUAUUCAGCAAAUCUUUGUUUAUCUUUUUAUUCUAACCAAGUUUUUGUUAUCUUUUCACAGUUGUUCUUUAACUCAAACUGCUAACUUUUCUCUUUGCUCCUUUCAUAAUCAUCACCCACGUUUUAGCACUUGCCCUACUUUCAGCUAAAUGUGCGCCCCCACUUUCCUGUCUUUUCCCCCUCAUUAAUUCCUACUUUUUGUUCUCUACAUUCUCAUGAUGCCUUCUACCCUUUCAUUUUUGGUUCUUACCACUUAUUUCAGUAAGAAGCAUUAUUCUUUCAUCUCUGCAGCGCAGUGAUUUACAAUUUCAGUCCUCAGCGCACAUCUACAAACAAGAAUUUGAAGAUACCCCUUCUAAAGCACAGAGGUUAAUGAUUGUCAUUGCAAUCAUUUUGAUUGAGCUUGUUACUCUCGGGUAGCUAUUUGGUGACUUGUUGGUUUGCACUGAGGAAUAAAGCUUGCAAUCACUACCCUUUAUGGGAAGCUACUAUUGUAAGGUCAAAACGGCAGCCCUGUGUGUUAUUGUGCAGUAGACUCAGGUACAAACCAUUAGACUCUGAAAUGUAAGCAAUUCAAAUCAUGGUUCUCAUACUUUUUAACGGACACUGGCAGUGCUAGAGGAAUAUUAUUUAUUUUUGCAUCUCAAUCCUUAUACUGUAUAACUGCCAAAGGUAUGUCAUUAUAUAAAUGUAUAUCAUACUUUAUUUUGUGCUAUCCCAUGAGAUCUAUGCUUCUAAUCCUUAAUGUCAUCGAUAAUUCAUGUCUGCCCAUUUUAAUAAAAAGUUAUAUCUA